Messenger RNA from Sinocyclocheilus grahami, 3187 nucleotides. RefSeq names its product transcription factor RelB-like. The coding region runs from base 671 to 2215 and encodes 514 amino acids. Gene Ontology annotation, biological process: canonical NF-kappaB signal transduction; response to cytokine; positive regulation of transcription by RNA polymerase II. The record is from RefSeq and is a predicted model, not a curated record. The transcript is spliced from 8 exons. Gene Ontology annotation, molecular function: DNA-binding transcription factor activity, RNA polymerase II-specific; RNA polymerase II cis-regulatory region sequence-specific DNA binding. NCBI's taxonomy places the organism in Eukaryota, Metazoa, Chordata, Actinopteri, Cypriniformes, Cyprinidae. Gene Ontology annotation, cellular component: nucleus; cytoplasm.
UAACAACAAUGAAUUAAAAUUUCACCCGACUUUAAAGAGCUACAUCAUUUAAAGUGGCAUACAACACAGCGGCAGCACAUGCUUACGAUAAGUUAUGUAAUCGUGUGUUGAUUUGGACACUAAUAAAGUUAUUGUUACAGUCAUCUUUAUUUUUUUUGGUGUGAACUAUCUGUUAAAAACUCUUUAGAACACAUUAGCAACCACCCUUGUAGCAGGUGCUUAAACCACUCCAAACACCUUAGUAACUGCAUAGUAACACCCUGGCAACCACCCAGAAAAUCCUAGUAACACCAUAGUGACGGGAUUAAAAACUAUGCAGAACACUUUAGCCAUAUAGCAGCAUACUGGCGACCUUUCAAAACAAUGUAGUAACCAUAUAGCAACGCCUUAGUAACCAUAUAGCACCACCUUGGCAACCAUGCAAUGGAACCAUGUAAAUGCUAAAAAUCUGUCAAAACACUUUAGCAACACCCUGGCAACCUUCAGGACACUAUAAACACUGUAUAGCACUUGCUAAAAGUGAUUCAGAAACAUUUGCAACUGUAUACCAAUGAACUUUUCUACAGAUAAGCACCAUUCAUUUUCUUCAUAUUUUAAAAUUUAGCUUGUAUCUCACUUUUCACAGAACCCGUACAUCCUUGACCAGACCCCAACGGCGCAAACUGAUGGUAUGGCACCAAUGCAUUCCAUGCGAGGCCAAAAAGUGGCAUCUCAGCGACGUGGACAGUCAUCUGUAGCUCCCCAGAGACUUCAUCCUCAGCAGACUGGAACAGAAUAUCUGGAGCGCUUCCUGGAAAAGCCAAAGCUGGUGGUGGUAGAGCAGCCGAAGGAGCGCGGCAUGCGGUUUCGCUAUGAGUGUGAGGGACGAUCCGCGGGCAGCAUACUUGGAGCCUGCAGCACUGACUCCAGCAAGACGCUGCCUGCCAUUGAAAUUCAAGGCCCCAUUGAUAAUAUCAAGAAAGUGAUAGUCACCGUGUCUCUUGUGACAAAGGACAUCCCGUACCGCCCACAUCCACACUGCUUGGUCGGGAAAGACUGUGCAGAUGGCAUCUGUGUCAUCCACAUCAAUCCCCACAGCGCUCGUCGACACAGCUUUGCGAAUCUGGGCAUCCAGUGUGUGCGGAGGAAGGAACUUGAUGCCUCACUGCAGAAGAGGAGGAAUAAGAAUAUUGAUCCGUUUAACACGGGCCACUCUAAGAGCAUUGAGGACAUGGACAUGAACGUGGUGAGACUGUGUUUCCAGUGUGAGCUGGAACUAAAGGAUGGAGACCGAAUCCCCCUUGCCCCUGUGGUUUCCAAUCCCAUUUAUGACAAGAAGGCGACCACAACAGCAGAGCUGAAGAUCAAUCGGCUUAAUGUUGUCAGAGGCCCCUGCACAGGAAAGACUGAAAUUUACAUGCUCUGUGACAAAGUGCAGAAAGAUGACAUUGACAUAAUCUUCAGCAAGGACGACUGGGAGGCCAAGGCGGAGUUUGCUCAGACUGAUGUCCAUCGACAAAUCGCCAUCGUCUUCAAGUCCCCACCCUUCAGGGAGCAGAAUGUAACCGAGGAGGUGGAGGUCAGCGUGUGUCUACGCCGCGUGUCUGACCGGAUGGACAGCGAGCCAGUCAUGUUCACCUAUGUUCCAGACAACGCAGAUCCCUACGGAGUGAACCGCAAGAGGAAAAUUAAAUCUGAUGUGAAGUUCAGCGAGCCAUGCAGCGUUCCUCAAGAUCAAGACAUUGUGAACGAACUCACCAUGCCACAACAUUUUGAGGACCAAUUCUACACCCCUCCCGAUUGUAACGUUCCCAAUGCUUCCAUGGCAGUCCCUGUUAUGGAUGGAGGCAAUCACAUGCCAUCCCAGGUUAUGGAGGAAAUUCAUUAUAAUGAAGACUUCAAACAAGAGGACGGUUGUGUUAGCCUGGACCCAGACACUUUAGAUACUGUCCUCCAAGGCAUUUCCCAAUGCCUUGCCAGCUUCAGACCAGACCAAUCCCAGCAAGGUUCAGACCAGCUUCUUAAUCAGUUGUUUUUUCCUGGCAAUCUCAACUUUGGUUUAGAUGGCGCAGAUACGAAAUUGAACGUCAAUCAACCUAUGAUGAACAUGUCGUCUAUAAACGACGUGCACUUCAGUCAGAUGGUGAAUGAGAAUCAGGCCUAUCCAGCAGAUCUGGAGAACAUCGAAGGCCUCAUUUUCUCCACUGUGAAGAACGAGAAUGACCUGGGCCACUGAAUGCCACUGUGGACUCUUAUGUCUUGACUAUUGGGACUUUGUACAUGCAGUCAAUGUUGACUAUAAAAUCAUUUUGGACUAGGCAAAGACACAGACUAAGUCAAACUUGUUAUUGACUGCCAAACCUGUUCAGCUGGCACUAUCUGACUUCCUGUUUGGUAGUAUGAACCUACUAAUGAAAUAAAUAACCUGCUCAGCCUCUGGCCUUAUGAAUGGACAAGACACUGAGGUUAAUGAUAGUCAAUGAAAGGCAGGAGAAGCAUGUAGCCACAUUGUGUAUUCUAGUAAAAAGGGAGCAACAGCUGCUGCUCAACUGCUUGUGAUGUGCCGGUUAUGAAAUGUGAUCUGUCAUUCGCUAAUUUAUUGUGUGGGUUUCAGAGCAGAACCUAUUAGUAUCAUGUAGAUGGUCCCAGACCCAAAUUCACUUCAUAUUUAAGUGUUAUAUAUAACCUAUUUGUUUUGAACAUUUCGGAAUAUUUCAUCCACAGAGGAAUUUCAGUUAACAGCAUUAAGGGAACAAAAUCAGACAUUUAAACAUAAUUCGGAAGUAGCAGUUGGAUUAAUUAUUGUAAUUCAUACCAAUCUGAUGCCAUGAUCAAGCUAGGUAUGACAACAUGGUAAAAGCCAUUUCUGCCAUCUAAUCGGCAACAAUUCAAAUCCUCCACUGAAUCCUCUGACGUUUGUAACUCCUGAUUUAAAAAAAAUAGUGCAUUAUUGUGAUAUUUGGUUUACCAGUUGGCACUAUGCUACACUGUUAGGAGCUGUUCACACAGAACACGUUCUUCAACUUCACUGCGACGCUUUCCUAUGUAAACAUGCACAAGACGGAUGUGUUUGACCAUUGCACUUUUGUCUUGUGCAGCGUAUUGUGCAUGACACAAUGUUCUAAAAACACGGCACUCAAGUUAAAAAAGUUCAGCUAGGGCUGCACAAUUAAUAAAAUUUCUAAUCGCAAUUACAAUUACGGAUGCC